Messenger RNA from Gilbertella persicaria, 8346 nucleotides. Its product is annotated as armadillo-type protein. Bases 19 to 8025 code for a protein of 2668 amino acids. Gene Ontology annotation, cellular component: small-subunit processome; nucleolus; 90S preribosome. The transcript has 8 exons. Lineage: Eukaryota; Fungi; Mucoromycota; Mucoromycetes; Mucorales; Choanephoraceae. The record is from RefSeq and is a predicted model, not a curated record.
GUUCUUUACUUUGCAAUCAUGAAGGAUAACACGAUUCCUCUUGAAUUGAACACAGGUCAAGGAACCAAUCGGUUCAAGUAUCAAACAUUUAAAACUCGAGUGGAACGUAUCAAGGUGGAUGUUGUACGUCGAUCCAAAUUGGUUGAUGACGAGCCUGAUGAACAUGGUUCUUUCUUUUAUGAAGCCUUGUUAGAAUGGAAGGACCUCAACAUGACCCGUAACUUUAAAGACUUUGCCAAAGAAAUUCAACCUCUUGUGAAGUCAUUGCCUUCGAUCCUUUACCAUAAAGAUAAAAUUGUUGAUAUUCUCGAGAAGCACUUGAAAGUCAAAGACAGUAUGGCUUUAAAUGGUCUUUUAGAUUUGGUGACUAAAUUGGCCAAAGAUCUCGAAGGGGAAUUUUAUCCUUAUUAUCCUAGAAUUUUGCCUUGUGUACUUCGUUUAGUGUAUCACCAGGAUAUUAACUUGCUAGAGAGCGUUUUCAACUGUAUUGCAUAUCUUUUUAAAUUUCUUUCACGACAAAUCCUUCCAGAUCUUGAUCAAACGUUUCUUUUAUUAGCCAAGUUAUUGGGUGAAGACAACCAAACAAAGCCUUAUAUCCGUCAUUUUACAGCAGAAGCAUUUGCUUUUUUACUACGUAAGACAAGAGGAGCUGAUUUGGCCAAGACUGUCAAGUGCAUUUUGGAUACCUUAAAAGCAGAACCCUCUAUUGAAUUUGAAGAAGGUUUGGCUAUGCUUUUCUUUGAGUCUAUCAAGCAAAUUGACCAUCGCAUCCACUCUCGAGGUGAAUCUAUUUUUAAAGAACUUUUGUCACAAGCAUUGAAUGAACAAGUUGCAGCAGAAGACUUAUCUACACAUCCUGGUUACCUCUUAUUGACAAAGACAACACUAUUAAUUUUGCAUCAUACAUAUAGACAGCAUUUCACCCCCAUCAUUGACAUCAUUUUAAAAGAGAUAGAUACACAACAAAAGGCCAAGGAAUUAGACGAGAAAUGCUUUGCUAUUUUGAUGUCUUUGUUCAACAUGAUUGUUACUGUUCGAAAGGGUAGUCGAGUAGAAGACUUUAAGCCUCUUAUCUCUUGCCUUGAACAAGUAACCAAGACCAUUUUUACAUCCAACACAUACACCAACUUCAUGUAUACUCAAGUACUCCGUGCUAUCACUGGCACUUUAUAUCAUGGAUCAUUGGAAAUAGUAGUGAGCGGUGGUCGUGUUAUUUUGGACACCUUAAACACCUUUGGCAAUGUCAAUUUAAUUUAUGGUUUCUAUCUUUCCUUGGCCAAAUUAAAAUGGUCAAACUAUACACAAAUUUGUUUACCAUAUAUCAUCAAGUAUUUGGCUGCCAACUUUAACAAGUAUCCUACUGAGACUAUCUUGUUCUUGUCUCAAGUAUUGUCUACUGACGCACUUAUUUUGUCUGGAACACUCUCAUCCUCAUUGACACCUGAAGGCUUAAUUCGCUUCCCUUCAAGCACACAGCAACAAAAAUCAGUGACAGAGAGUAUAUUGGAUUUAAUCGCAACAUCUUAUAAUUGGGACAAGGAAAGAGACAUAUUGAAUGAUACAGAUGUACAUUCUCAAGAACGCAACGUAUCUGCCAUCACUAUUUUGGCUUCUGCUCUUCGUAUUUUAAGCAAAGCUCAAGUAUCUGUUGAAAAAGCAUUCCCUGCCAUUAUGUCCUUGUUUGAUUCUCUCUCUGGUUUCUUGGAGAACAAUACAGAUAACCCUAUGAUUGAAACGACAUAUGUCUUAGGUCAUAAAAACUUUGUUUUGGAGUCAUUGAUGGGUCUUUCUCUUCAAUCUUUAGCUGACAUUGCUGUUCAUAAUACAACUGCCUUGAACGAAUUAAGAAAAAUGCACACUAAAUUGGUAGAUCAAGUACUGGUUCAGCAUGCACGCAAUGAAAUAGUCCUUGCUGGUAUCUUUACUUAUUUAGAAUUAUUGAGUUCAAGUCCAGCUGAUAAAGACAAGUUUUCUUUGGCCAAUUUAAAGAAACUAUAUCCUGUUCUCAAAUUGAAUCUUAGUUCUUAUAAACGCAAUUGUCGUCUUAACACACUCAAGAUUCUUGCUCUAUUUGAGCAACCUUUGAUGAAGCCAGAUGAAGAUCACAAGUUGCCAGAAGUAUCUGAAAUUGCCAGAAUUUCUUUGAAUCUUGAAGAAGUAGAGGCUACUUUCAAGGAAUACAGAGAUAAAGUGCUUUUAAUUCAAAAGCUCAAAUUGAUUACUAGUUCUAAGCGUACACCCGACUUGUUUGUGGAUUUUGCUCCUCGUCUAGCAUUGGGUAUUCUCACUAUCAACCUGAGGCCCCUUUGGGACGAAGCCAAACAAGUUUUGAUUGCGUUUUCUCAAAUCAAUGCCGAAGUCUAUUGGUCACUCUUAUACAAUGAAAUCUUGAAAUACGCAACCCCAGAGGGUUUAGUGUGGGAUGGCUUUACAAAGGAAACCAUCACCAAAUUAUUGACACCUGAUGAACCAGAAAAUGGAAAUGCUACCAAGACUGGCACUAUUUCAUUUGAGUGUCCCACUUUGAAUAACUUAACUCAUGCAGAAGAUAGAUCAUGGUGUAUUAUCAACAAAGAACGCGCUCAAAGUUUGGCAUUACUCUUUGCUGAAUUCAGUCGUCAAGAAGCCAGCCAUAUGGACUUUUGGAACUAUUAUAACAUGAUCUUGCUUACCUUGAAAGAAACACAGUUGAUUACAGAAGCAAGAGCUCGUAACUUAGUUGUCCUCUUUUUCGAAUUUCUGGAACGAGAAUUCACUUCUGCACAAGAAGACAAUGACGAAGAAGAAGACAACAAGGAAGAAACCACAUCUCAUCUUCAGAUUCUUCCUCGUUCAAGCCGUAUUAUCAAGAACAAAAUGGCCAACUGGCUCUCUGUCUUUUCUGUAUUUAAAAACCCUAGAGCCAUCUACAGAACACAAGAAUUAUACAGUGCAUUCAUGCGAAUCAUCGCUAUGGGUGAUGCUAAAUUACAAGCUGCUGCCUUGGAAUGUAUUUUCACUUGGAAAGAUCCUAAUGUCAGACCUUAUGCCGAUAAUUUGCGCAACUUGUUAGACGAUAUCAAAUUCCGUGAUGAAUUGGCUACGUUCAUUCAAAAUGAAGAACAAAUUUUGAUUGAUCCUGCCCAUCGUACUGGUCUAAUGCCUGUUGUCAUGCGUGUCUUGUACGGUAGAUUGAUUCAAAAGAGCAAGGCAUCCAGCAAAACUAGUAAAGGUUCUCGAAGAAAGAUCAUUUUGGGUGGUAUCUCAUGCUGUAAGACUGAAGAAAUUCGUUACUUUAUUGAUCUUGCAUUGGAGCCUUUUACAGCCAUUUUGGAAUUGCCUGGUUUACAAGUCGAUGACAACAAUAAUGUAACACACUUUGAAUAUGUAAACCAAGGAAAACAGGUGAUUGAACAAAUUGCAUGGAGAAAGCAAACUGGUUUAUUGAACUUGCUGGAAGAUACAAUCAAGCAAUUCGCCACACACAUUAUACCAUUUUUACCAGAUUUGUUAAAGGUUGUGUUGUAUAUCAUCAACUUCGCCCAUAGCCAUAAGUCAACCGAAGAUUCUAUGGAUAUCGACAACCAAGUCACUAGUCAAAGUAGCAAGUCAAAAGAAGUUAAAUCUCUUGCUCUCAAGCGUAUUGUAGAAAUGUUCAAGAUCAAUGGCAACUUCAAUUUCACUGCUUUUAUGCCUUCGAUGUUCUCUGCUUUCAUUUCACCUCGUUUGCCUACUAUGCCCUCGGAUAGUUCCCAAGACUUGUCUUCAUUAACCAACUUGUUCUUGGUCUGGUCUAAAAAGAGCGAUUAUGCAACUUAUCUGGUAGAUUAUGAUGACCGUGUAAUGCCUCAGAUUGUGUCCACUUUGUCUGUAAAAAGUUUAAACGAACAAGUCUUGAGUGUUUUAUUGGAGAUCCUUGAGUCUCUUUUAGAUCUUUGUGACCAAGAGAUGGAAGUAGAUGAUACAGCUACGCUCAAAGAAAAGCUAAUUAUUCCUCAUGUGGAUUUGAUUCUGAACCAUCUCAAGUACCGUUUGACGCAAUCCAAGGAUGAUACUAAGUUUGGCAGUGGCCGUUACUCUGUCCGUGAGAUUGCCAUUGCCGCCCGUGUUGCACCUUAUACAAAGAACGGAGAACAAGCUGCAGCUAUCAUUGAAUUACUGUUGCCCAGUCUCAAGAAGCCUUCUCGUACAAUUCCUGAAAAAUCAAAGCAAGAUAUUUUCAAAAUCUGGGCUAGAUUCAUUCGCAUUGUGCCUGGCUUUGAAGCAGGUUCCAACCUCUAUCACCAAUACUAUGUCAUGGCUUCUUCCAUGUUUGCUACAGCUUAUUCUCGCGAAAGUCGUGAAGGCUUGUUGGAAGUGUUCCAUGCUUUUGCAGAUGUCAACCCUGAAUUGACCAAGGUGGACGAACUCUUGACUAUGUUGAAUGCUUAUUCUGAGAAGCGCAUUGACCAACCUGACUAUGAUCGUAUGCUUGAUGCCUUAAGUGCAAUUGCUGAAACUUACUAUGAGACUUUCAAUGUACAUCAAUGGCUUCCAGUAUUGCAUCAGUUGACACACUGUAUGCACGAUGCUGAAGAAAUGGCUAUUCGCGGUCAAGCAACCUUCUGUAUGGUUCAAUACUUGAAGGCAACCAGUCAACAAUCUGAUGAAGACGAAAAGCGCAAAAUGUUUGGCUAUGUAAAUCAUGUCGUUUAUCCCGGUAUUAAGCGUGGUCUUCGCUCUCGCAUUGAACUUGUCCGUAUGGAAUUCAUUUCCUUAUUGAGUUCUUGCGUAAGGAUCUUCCCUAAUUUGCCUAUGUUCGAAGAUAUGGUUCCCUUGUUAGGUGAAGGCGAUGAAGAAGUCAAUUUCUUCAACAACAUCUAUCAUAUGCAAAUUCAUCGUCGUGCUCGUGCCUUGGCUCGUCUUGCUGACUAUGCUCAGGAAUCCAAGUUGAAGGUUGCUACUAUCAACAAUGUAUUUAUUCCCAUCAUUUCUGCCUUCUUUAGCGAAAGUGAUCGUACAGUGGAUCAUAAUCUUUUGAACCAAUGUACCCUUACAUUGUCUGCUUUGGCCAAAGCUCUGCCUUGGGGUCACUACUAUCGUUUACUUCAAAACUAUUUGAGCUAUAUCAAGGAAAAUGAUGAAAAGGAAAGAACUUACGUACGAGUUGUGAUCGGCAUUUUGGAUGCAUUCCAUUUCGACAUUCAAGACCUUGAACUCUCGGAUGAAACUGUGAAGAAAAUCAUGGGCCGUCAAAAAGUUCGCAUUGACUAUUUGACCAACGAAGAGAUCAUGAAGCAAGCUGCUAAGGAUGCUGGUGAGGUAGUUGAAGAAGAAACCCCAAACGAGGAAGAAGCAGAAGUGGAAGUUGAAAAGGAUCAAUCAGAAAAGAUCCAUGAUAUCUUGGUUGAAAAGGUUCUUCCUGAUUUGAAUAAUAUGUUGAACAACAACAAGAGCAGAAAGUCUGUCAUUGUUCGUGUGCCACUUGCUUUGGGUAUCACCAAACUUCUCUGUCAUUUCCCAGAAAAAUCUAAGCGUAUCAACUUGCCUGGAUUGCUUACUUCGGUAUGUCAUAUCAUCAGAAGUAGAGCACAAGACGUAAGAGACAUUACUCGUGAAACUCUGAUCAAAAUUAGUGCAUUUUUGGGCCAUUCUUACUUCAAUUUCAUACUCAAAGAGCUUCGCGCUGCGCUCCAAAAGGGUUAUGAAUUACACGUCUUGGGCUACACUAUCAACUCUCUUUUGCUUGAUAUGAUGCCUCGCUUGAAUGUUGGUGAUCUUGACUAUUGUUUGCCAGACCUUGUUGAUUUAUUGGUUAGCGAUAUCUUUGGUGAAGCUGGACAAGAAAAAGAUGCAGAUGAAAUGACAGGCAAGACUAAAGAAGCCAAAAGUCGCCGUAGUCCUGCUGCUUUCGAAUUGAUUUCCAAGAUUACUCAGUUCAAGAAUGUUGGUUUGUUGCUUGUUCCUCUCAAAGACAUCAUGUCUCACACUGAAAGCAGUCGUACAUUGCGUAAAGUUGAAGAUUUGUUGCGUCGUAUUGCGCUUGGGUUGGUCAAUAAUCCUGGAUUUGAAUCUUUGGAACUCCUUGACUUUGCUUAUGGCUUGAUCUCUGAAAACAACGAAGAAUACAAGGCCCAGGCCAAAAUCAAGGUCAAAAAGACACAAAAGGAACUCAAUUUUGAAGUCCAAAUGAAGCGUGUGAUGGUAGAGCCUGUUGAUUAUUAUCGUGCUAAUGCUUAUCGAUUUGUCUACUUUGGUUUGAGUCUGCUAUCAAGCGCUCUUAAGAAAAUCAAGUUUGACUUGAACAAUGAAGAAUACGUCGAUCGAUUAAGAAAACUCUUAAACACUGUUGGUAACACUUUAUAUUCAACUCAAUCAGCCAAUGUCGUUCUUGCUACUCGUAUCAUGUGCCACUUUAUUGCUAUGAAGUUGCCUAACAUUUCUUCAGCCGUUGCAGUGUCUAUUGAGCGCUGUUUUGCUAUCAUCAAGUCAUCUGGUAGCUCAAGAACAAACACUGUCCAGGGCUGUUUGCGUUUGCUGACUGUUUGUAUUCGUGACAAUGAUAAGUCCAAGUUGACAGAGGCUCAAUUGACGUACAUUCUCAACUUUGUUCGUCCUGAUAUGGAGGAAAUUGAACGACAAGGUACUAUCUUUGCGCUGGUUCGUGCUAUUAUCUCUCGUAAAUUUAUGGCUCCUGAGAUGUAUGAUCUUAUGGACACUGUAUCUAACAUCAUGGUAACUAACCAAAGUCGAGAAAUUCGUGAGCAAGCUCGUUCUGUCUACUUUAUGUUCUUGAUGGAUUAUCCUCAAGGUAAGGGACGUCUCAAGAAGCAAAUGAGCUUUAUCAUCAAGAAUUUGGAAUAUGUCCACGAGUCUGGUCGUGAUUCUAUUAUGGAACUGCUGCAUCAUAUUAUCACCAAGUUUGGCCAAGAUAUUCUCGCUGACUAUGUAGAUGCCAUUUUCUUUGCUCUUGUUAUGCGCUUGAUUAAUGAUGAGUCUCCCAAGUGUCGUGAAAUGUCUGCUGCCUUAAUUAAGUCACUCUUCUCUCGUAGUGUAGAUCGUUUGCCUACUAUCUACAAAUUACUGGACAAAUGGUUGGAACAAACCGGCAAAUCUAGCUUACAACGCGCUGCUUGCCAAGUUUAUGGCUUAGCUAUCGAUACCUUUGGCACUCAAUUGCGUCCACAAGCCGGCCUUCUCAUUCAAAGACUUGUAGCUAUUUUACAAGCCAGUCGCACUUUAGCUGAAGAGCAAGCUCAGCAACAACAAGACGAUGAGGACCCAAUGGACGUUGAUAUUCAAUGGGAAGUUACUUAUUAUGCCAUCAAUACGUUUGCCAAGAUUACCAAAACUUUCCCCAAGCUUGUUUAUGAUCAAGAUACUGAACCCAUUUGGUGUGGUUUACAAUCCAUGUUACUCUACCCUCACUCUUGGAUCCGCUCUUCAACUACCAGGCUUUAUGGUGCUUAUUUUGCUGGCAUUGAUGCUGAAAGCCGUACAAUUAAGGACACUGAUUUGAAAUGCACUUAUUUAGACAGAGACACACUUUGCUCAUUAGCGACAGACUUUUUGGAGCAGCUCAAGAGUAAUUAUGUCUCACAAGAACAAGCAGAUCAGAUUGUAAAGAACUUGUUCUUUGUUGGUAAAUGCUUAUACUAUAUGCCUGAUGAAGAAGAUACAAAGGACGAUAAUGGAGAUGAAAUCAAGAUUGAUGACGCUUGUGACGAAGUUAUUGAGGGAGAAGAGAACGACAAAGAAGCUCAAGAUGCUGCAACAAAGAUUGGAAAAUCUGCACAUAAACGAUCAUUAAAUUGGCUGUUUAGAAAGGCCUCUUUCGAUGCUCGUGGUGCUGCUAUUAGAAAAAUCAAGAGUGCUAUGUUACUUCGAUCUUCUGUGUUCAAGUGGUUUGCUGCUAUGUGUAAUACCAUGACACCAGAUGAAUUACCGCCUUAUUUAAUGCCCGUCGUUGCUCCAAUUUAUCGUACUGUCAACGAUGAACAGAACAAAGCUGAAGGAUUUGGUAACGUAUUUAAAAGACGUCUUUGGUAUUUACACUAUUUUUUAUAGGCGAACUGCAACAACUAGGUAAUGAAAUCCUCGGUUUGCUUCAGAACAAGGCCGGGCCUACUGUUUACUUUGCUGUCUAUCAGCGUGUACGUCAACAAGUUCUCAAAGCAAGAGAAGACCGUAAAGCAAAGGACGCUAUUUUGGCCGUGACGAAUCCUGCUCUUGCUGCUAAACGAAAGCUUGAUAAACACCAAAAAUCGCAUGCCAAAAAGAAGAAGCGUACACACUUCUAGAUCUUUUGUAUUAUUUCCACAUUUAUAGUUUUGUAUAGUAUUAAAAUAGAAUUUCAGAUUGUUACAGUAAUAUCAGUAUCACUUGGCG